AUGUAUAGAACGAUUCCUUCUUUGUCGCAGCUCAGACGGCCCCCACCAAACCCUGUUUUUCAAGGCCUUAGGGAACCUGAAGGAACAGGAGCUGGAUCUGGAGUCGGAAAUGGAGUUGGAGGUGGAGGUGGAGCUCCUCCUGCAACUGGAGCUGGGACUAGGCCUGGGACUGGGACUGGAGGUGUAGAUGGAGGUGCUCCUGCAAUUGGAGCUGGGACUGGGCCUGGGACCGGGACUGGAGCUGGAGGUGGAAACUCACCUGCAACUGGAACUGGAGCUGGAUUGGAGGCUGGAGAAGGAGUCACAUCAACUGGAUCUGGAAUUGCGGCUGGACGUGGAGAUGGGUCUGGAAUUGGGGCUGGAGGUGGAGGUGGGUCUGGGGCUGAAGGUGAGUCUGGGGCUGGUGAUGGAUCUGGGACUGGGGCUGGAGGUGGGAUUGGGGCUGGAGGUGGAGGUGGGUCUGGGACUGAGGCUAGAGGUGGAGGUGGGUCUGGAACUGAAGCUGCCAGUGGGCCUGGGGCUGGAACUGGGGCUGGAGCUGAAGCUAUAGCCCCUCCACCCACUGCUGGUGAAGGAGAGAUGCUGCGUGCCAUCCUGGUGGAGCUGCAACUGCAGAACGAGGAAAGAAAGAGAGUGGGAGCAAAAAAGAAGAAGAAGAAGAAGAGAGGGAAGAAAAACUGGGGAGGAGGUUGUGGAUAUCCAGGAUAUCGUGGCAAUCGUCCUAGGAGGUAA
Messenger RNA from Diachasma alloeum, 732 nucleotides. RefSeq names its product spidroin-1-like. Lineage: Eukaryota; Metazoa; Arthropoda; Insecta; Hymenoptera; Braconidae. The coding region runs from base 1 to 732 and encodes 243 amino acids. The transcript has a single exon. The record is from RefSeq and is a predicted model, not a curated record.